Molecule: messenger RNA, 540 nt
Organism: Diversispora eburnea
Lineage: Eukaryota; Fungi; Glomeromycota; Glomeromycetes; Diversisporales; Diversisporaceae
Source: the annotation of a GenBank genome assembly
AUGCAGACGAUUAACAGUGCAAGAAAUUUCUUUGAGUUUGCUCAUUUCAAAAGGUUCCAACUUCCUGCAAUAACUUUUUGCAAAAUAUGUGAAGCAAAAAAAUUUAUCAGAGAACUCCCAAGUAUAUGCUGUGCAAACAGAAAAGUCACAUUAGCAAAAGUUGACAUACCUAAAGACUUGAAUGAUUUAUUUCUUAGAAAUGACAAAACCAGAAUAGAAUUCGACAAAAUAUUCGGUGAUAUCUACCAUGCGAUACCUGAUUUCCUUCCCGAUGAUAACUCUCUACGAUUCCUUCAACUCUACGUUUAUGAUACUGAACAUGCUGAUAUAAACAGGUUAAAAAUCAUGUCUUCGUUACAUCAAAAUAUGAUUAGCCAAAUUAGACGUAUUUUAAAUGAUGUUAACCCUUUUGUUAUAAACUUUUAUUGUCUUUCUGAAAUUUGUAACCUUUCAUGUUGCAAGCUUAUUAUCAAGGCUAACUCAGGUCUUGAUCAACAUAUAUAUAACUCUCUGAUGGCUUCGCAAGUAGCAACUAUUUAG